GCGUUAUUUAAAGUAAUCGACAGAACUAUUAAUCUUAUUUUAGGAGUUCUAUUUUUUCUAUUUUUCUUACACGUGUAUAUGCUGUGCGUUAUUUAGAAUAAUCGCACGUUUUUUAUGUCUCCGUCGUGUCGUCGUGCUGCGUGAGUUUCAGAGUUUUUAAAUUUUUCUAUGAGUUUAUUGGUCCUUUGAGGCUUUCUAUUUUUCUACCGGCUGUUGUUUUUAUCCUGUAGCUGUCGUUUUUUGUACAUGAUUUCUAUCAAUUUAUUUUAUAACAAUGUGUAAGGGAGGUUGGGACACUGGGUGUGUAGGGAGAGUUAGGCCCAUAAAAGACUCUUUAACCUACCGCCCCGGUUCUCAAGGCUGGGCACCCAGGGUCCUGCCUCUUUCUUUCUGUUUAUAUGUUAUUGUCUGUGUUUUUGUACGCUUGGGUAUGUUAUUGUCUGUGUUUUGUAUGCUUGGGUGGGGGAGGUUCUUUCUUUUCCUCUGAGCUAGUAUGCUAUAAACAUGUUUUUUCAUGUACUCAGAUAUUCGUAUACUCUUCUCAAGCAGGUUCAAGUCGAGGUAGCUAGGUAGUAGUCCUAAGGGCAUUUCUAUAUACAUAGUUUCUUUUGCCUUCCCAUUUCUCAUGCCUCUCCAGCUGCUAUCCUGGCUUCUCCACCUGAGGAAACCUAUGCCAAGGCUUACAAAGACUUACACGUUCCUAUAUUUUGUGCAAAACCCGCAGAGCUACACCGCGCACAUAUAUACCCGCGGUCGCGCGCGGUGUGGCCGGGGUUUGUAGUUUACUGAGCUAUACGGAGCAUGGCGUAUGGCACAUGGAGUUUAUUAUAGCGUAUUAAACGGGGUUUAACAGCAUAGAGCAGGCCAAAGGGUUAAUAUAAAAAAAACGACGCAUGCUCAGAAUAGCUAUAGGCCUCGUGGCUAGCUUCCUUUAGUCACCACCCUGAAUGCAAUUGGGCACUGGAUGCCGACCCUAUCAGUACGACUUAGCUACUUAUCUACGUAUGAGCUCGCAGGAAUUUGUUAUAUACAAACCCCGUGCUAUGAUCAAGGCAACUUCACUUUUGUGAUUUCUGUUGCUUUCCAUCUGAUUUCUACGGAUUUCAGACCAUAAGUGUACGAGAUUUCCACCCGUGUUGGACUCCUCGAUGAAGAUGAGUUUAAAAAAAGCCGUCAGCAGGAUAAUAUGCUUCGGUGUUCUAUGGAUACAUCUUCUAAAGUUGAACCAUGCAGAAGUGGCAGCAGAAGUGACUAUAAAGCCUCAAGAAGGAUGUGUCUGCCCUGAUCACAGCUACUCCUGCAGGGCAGACUCUCUGACUGAAAUUGAAUGGGAUACUAAAAUAUCUAUGACAAGUGAAAUUUCCUAUAACAUUAACCGAGAGAAGAAAUAUGCUGAUGUAGAGAGUGGGGGACUGAGAGUGCUGUUCUCUGAGGUUCCAGUAGAAGGUGGCCUAGCUAACCUGACAGCUCAACUAUUCCUGGUUGAUCAGCACACAUGGAACCAAAGCAAUGCUACUUGCCAGGCUAUAGGGCAGGGGAUCGCUAGACAAGACACCGUGACCGUUUGUGUCACUGGUCCAGCCUCCCCUCCCACUAGUCUGUCAGUUGUGUGGGACUCACCAUCAGCUGUGGUCAGUUUCCAGUCUCCACUGUAUGGUGGAGAAUGUGUGGACUAUUAUGUGGUCACUGCUGCCAGUGAAGAGAGGAAUGUACUGUGUAAUGUGACCAGUGAUGGUACUGAAAGAAACUGCAGUAUUUAUCUCGGGGGUGGCAAUGUUAAUCACUUUAAUUUCACUGUCCAUGGUGUUACUCGUGUCAAUGAUAGUUUUGUCUACAAUGGACACAUUGCCACUGACUACCGUCUGCCAUUUCCAGAGAAUGUAAGAUCUGUUGAAGAGGAAUGUGGGCAUGUCAAUGUCACAUGGAAGAGCAAUCACGUCAUAGAACCAGUAAACACAACCAUCAGUUGGCGUGGGGUCCACAGCAGUGGUGCCAGGCACUAUGAGAGAGGUAGUUCUGAAGACUCUCAUCUACUGACAUUAGACUACUCUGAGACUGGACCAGUGGAAAUUGCUGUGACAUUCUCUAGUGCUGUCUGUAACAAAACCACUACCAUUACACUUAACAGAAAAAGAUGUCUAACUGCAAGUGAAACAAGUCCAACCCCAACCCCUUGUGAUGUAGGUGUGACUGAGGCUGUUAAACCGACUGCAGAUUCAGAUGUCAUGUGCAUAGCAAUCGGAGUAGGAGUUUGUGCGGCACUCUUGGUGGUGGUGACAGUGGCUGUGGCAGUAUGGUGUCUUGUGAAGAAAAAAAGGUCUAAAAGUGAGUCUGUUCCCUCCAGUAGCUGUGGUGAUGAACUGAAAAUUCCUGGUUCUCAGACCUGUAAGGGAUGUGGUGAUCAACAAGAGACCCCAGCCCCAGCAGCACCAGAGACUGAGACUGACAAUACUCAUCCUGAUGUCCUCCCUCUUCUCUAUGAUGACCUAAAUACCCUCACUAAAGAGAAGAAGGAACAGUCAUCAUCAAUGCCUAUGUACCAUGUUUUGGAGGGUCCCACUCCUGUGGAGUCGGCACCAGAGACUCAGGAACAGGAGAGUUCAGUGACAGAUAUUCCACUUUACUCUGUGGUAGACAAGAGUAAAAAGAAAAAGAAGACGACUAACUAGCUAUAUACAUUGUGGCUAAAAUAGUGUGGGAAACAUGGCCCGUUGUCACAUUGGUACCACACUGUCUGCCCGACUGCACAAGUAACUGUUCAUAAACUUGUCUGUUGUCAUGUUAUGAUUAUGUUACGUUAUCUUAUGUUUUUGUCUGGCUGCUGGCUCUAUGCCAGUUGUCCUUCAACACAGUUAUUAUAUAUUUAUCACUCUCACAUUUCUGAUGUACUCUCUUCAUUGUAAUCUGUGUUGUAAAGCAGAAUAAUAAUAAUGUCCUCCGUUCUCUUAGCCACUAUGGGUUGUGUGUUAACACCACUGUAUAUUUCAGUAGAA
Geodia barretti is the source of this 2993-nucleotide messenger RNA. Lineage: Eukaryota; Metazoa; Porifera; Demospongiae; Tetractinellida; Geodiidae. The record is from the annotation of a GenBank genome assembly.